CAUGCCAGCACAUCGUGUAACACAUCAGAACAUCACACCAUCAACAUGCACUUACAGCUCGUCCUUUAUGGUGUUGUCGUAUUUGGGCUACUGACCAGCCUUGAAGGUGACUGCCUGAAAAUCGUAGGUGGAAAGGAAGCAGCACCUCAUUCAAAACCAUACAUGGCCUACCUGUCCAUAGGAUGUGGGGCAGCUUUGAUCAAAGAGGACUGGCUACUGACUGCAGCACACUGUUUCACAUUAGGUGAAGUUGCAGUCCUGGGGGCCCACUCAAUUAUAAAAGAUGAAAAGCAGCAAUUAAUUGAAGUUGAAGAAGUAUUUAUGUACCCCAAAUACAACUGUCUAUCAAAGCAAAAUGACCUCAUGCUUCUGAAGUUGGGAAAACCGGCAACACUGAACAAAAAUGUCAGACUCCUUAGUUUGCCUAGUUCUGGAGACGACGUCAGUCCUGGGACCAGAUGUAAUGUCGCCGGAUGGGGCACCACCUCCUUCAUGGGAAAUAUGUCUGACACACUCCGAGAAGUCAAUGUUACUGUCAUAGACAGAAAGCUGUGCAACACCUUAAGCUACUAUAAUGGAUUCAUAUCAAAAAGUAUGCUUUGUGCUGGUGACAAGAUUGGAGGAAAAGACUCGUGUGGGGGAGAUUCUGGUGGCCCACUGAUUUGUGAUGGCGUCUACAGAGGAAUUGUCUCAUUUGGUUUUGAUUGUGGGCUCGCCAGAAAGCCUGGAGUGUACACCCUGCUCACAGACAAAUACCUGAAAUGGAUUCAGGACAUAAUAUCUGCCUAGUCAGUGGCUGCCUUCUUUGACUUUUGCUUUCAUAUUUUAUCUUGCAUGCUUUUUUGCAGUCAACAGGAGUCAUUGGCUGAAUGCUUGCCUGGUUUAAUUAAGCACACUCUGUUAUUUUCACUUUAACAUUCUUCUGUCAAAAACUUGCCUAAUCCAAAAAAAAAAAAAAA
Molecule: messenger RNA, 959 nt
Organism: Polypterus senegalus (gray bichir)
Lineage: Eukaryota; Metazoa; Chordata; Cladistia; Polypteriformes; Polypteridae
Product: granzyme A-like
Exons: 5
Coding region: 46-789 (247 amino acids)
Biological process (GO): proteolysis
Molecular function (GO): serine-type endopeptidase activity
Source: RefSeq, a predicted model, not a curated record